AAGAACCAGCUGUUCUGAGAGAGAAGCUGCUGGACCUCAGAGACCAGGACCAGGGGGCUAUGGAGGACCAAAACCCGGACCACCAGCUGCUGGACUCAGCCUCGUGCUCAGGAAGUCCUCGCGGUCAGGUGAGAGUUCACGUGUUCGGCUCGUGUCGGAGUUUGGCGGGUCCGGUUCUUUUAAAGUCUCCGGUUCAGAGUCUCUUAGAAACGGAGUGUUUAGACCGGAAGAACUUUAACGACUUUAUUUUCACAGAUCUAUACUUUUAUUUUGAAAAGCUUACAGGGAGCGUCUCUUCCAGGAAGUGACGACAUUAGAGGACUCGGAGCGGUUCGUUCUCCGGUUCUUGGUUCGGAGGUUUUACUCCCGGGUUCUGUAGUCCUCGGUCCCGGAGUUCUGGUUCUGGAGAACUUUAAGGGGUUUCAAAGAUCCAGUUUUAGUGUUUUUUUAAAAGCUGUCAAUCACAGAAACUUCCGGACGUCCUCAUCUAAUCAGAGGCUGUGUAGGGCGGGCUGUGACGUCAGCAUUCCUCUGAGUCUUUUCAAAGUAAAAGCCCCUAAAAAAACACUUUAAACAUUAGUUUGUACGUCGUGGAUCAAAGAGUUCCGGUACUAAUGUGGAUGAAAACAGAUCUAUGUUAGACAGAUAGAUGUCUCUGUCUUUAGAAGAGUUUGACUCUCGGAGACAGUCUGUCCACGCGGUCUUUACUUUACUAAUCUGUAUUAAAAUGAUCAAUACUCUAAAUGUGAGACUCAUGUAGACCGCGGGUGUCAAACUCAACCGCAGUUUCUGCUUCUCCACCUUUAAUUCACCCUCUGAGGACCGCGGACCCCCCUGAGAUCAGGACAGGAGGUGGGACUAACUCUCAUACCAAAGUUCUGACCUUCUUACGGCCCCCCAGGACAGAGCUGAGGGCUCCUCCCCCGAUGAGGCUGAUCGUGAAUCUUUUACACUUCAAAGAGACCGAGUCCGGGUCAGACAGGACCCUGAGACCGAAUCCACAUCCUGACCUCGGCUGGGAUCGCUCAGAGUUGACACCUCAGCCUGAAGGUCGACCCAAAGACCAGGAGACACCCUGACCGCGGGUUCCUGUUCAGAGAAACACUCUUUGUCUCUUUAGUUCAUCGUGUUUAAACUGUUAAAUUCACACGUUUAUUCGAGCUUUUCUGGACCAAGAGCGCCACCUGGUGUUGUUUUCUGAACAUGAUUUUGCUCUUUAUUUAAUUCUGUUCCAUGUUUUAUAUUUUGUAGUUUGUUGAAUGAGAUCUUCACAGAAACUCUUUUGUUUUGAUCGUUUUAAUUCUGUUUUUAUUUUCCUCAUCAGAACAGAUUCUAUGACGUUUAUUCUGUCCAGAUGGAAAAGUUGUUUUUUUAAUCUUUAAAAGUGUAAAUUUUCAGGAAAUGUCUGAAAAUCUUCAUUUUUAAACCUUUAGUGGACGAAUCCAAAAUCUGAAAUAUGAGUGAGAGACAAAAAAACACGUUUGACACGAUAAAGUAAUUCAACAGAAUAUUUAUUUUUAAUAUUUGAAAACAUCUUGAUUCUGUUUUUAUUUAUUUAAGAGCAACAAAUGGACCAAAAAUGCUCUUUUGGAAACUGUUUGAAAUCACGACCUACUGAUCAUUUAAAACUUCUCUUUAUUGAUCGAUCAGUAACAUCAGCUGAGAAAAACAGGUGGUGUAAAAAGGUGGGGGUGUUCGUGGACGAGUAGGUGGUGAAAUAAAAAGUAUUUGAGUCAAACGAGAAUUUUGGUCAUAAAUAAAUGAAAACAGAAUCGAGAUGAUGUCAAAUAUUAGAAAUGAAUAUUUUAUGGAAUUACUCGUGUCAAAAUCAGGUCGCAUUUAUCCGACCUUUACGUCAUCAAUAUGAGACAAACGUCACCAUUGUUCAACACAAACAGGAGCGGAGAGAUAUUUGUGUUCAUGAGGGUCACUGUAACGUGAACGACGCACAAAAAGAUCGGAUUGAACUAAAAAGUCGGAAUUGUGCGUCAGAACCUGCAGAGUGAACGAAGACUUACUGUGUUAAUGUGUCUCUGUGAGUUGUUUACGUCUAAAGUUGUCCCACUCAUAUUUGAUUUUUUGAGUUAAGGUUCGUACACUAAAGGGUUAAAAACGAAGAUUUUCAGACGUUAAUUCAGUUUGUUACCUGACAUAUUCAGAAAAUUAACACUUCGAGGAUUAAAAACAAACACAGGUGGUUAUAGAGGCGACAGAGACGCUCCUGUUUUUAUACAAACUCUGUCGUCUCACUAACUCUCCUCUUCUUCUGUUCAUCUGUUGCCAUAGAAACGGAGAGGACGAAAAGGAUUCAAAGACCAUCUGGAUGAUAAAUCCUCAGAGACGUCCGCGGGUCUGAAGACUCGGCGGGAGAAACCGUACAGCUGUGAGGAUUGUGGGAAAAAUUUCUGUAACUCAGGUAACCUGAAAACCCACCGCCGCAUUCACACGGGAGAGAAACCGUACGGCUGCGGCGAGUGCGGGAAGACGUUCGCUCGCCCGACUCACCUGAAGGACCAUCAGAAGAUUCACACGGGGGAGAAACCGCACCGCUGCGACAUGUGCGGGAAAAGCUUCGCCAGGGCGGGGAUGUUAAAGAUUCAUAAACGCGUUCACACGGGAGAGAAACCGUACAGCUGCGAUCAGUGCGGCGCCACGUUCGCCCACAGGGGUCACUUCAAGACCCACCAGAACAUCCACACCAGAGAGAACCAGUACCCCUGUGACCAGUGCGAGAAGAUGUUCACCAACGCCGCCUCCCUCAAAUUCCACCGCCGCAUUCACACCGGAGAGAAACCGUACAAGUGCGAGCACUGCGAGAAAUCCUUCGCCAAGCACAGCCCCCUGGUCCGUCACCUGAGGACUCACACCGGAGAGAAACCGUACUGGUGCGACGUGUGCGGGAAACACUUCGCCCGAGGGAGCGCCAUGAAGCUCCACCGCCGUCUGCACACGGGAGAGAAACCGUACUGGUGCGACCUGUGCGGGAAAACGUACGUGACCUCGGGCGGUCUGAGCGUUCAUAAACGAAGUCACACCUCAGAGGACUGACCGAGUCUCAGAGGUUCACUGUUACCAUGGCGACCACUCCCCUCUGAUCCCCUGCGGCCUUCGUCGGCGUCAGACUCAGAGAUUAUCAGGAUUCAGAUUCCUCAGAUUUACCUCAAACUGUUUUUAUAUGUGAACAGAAAUUUUUUAUGAACUUUUUGAUUUUUUUUUUCCUUUUUUUUUGGACAAAGAGACAAAAAUUUUGCGGACUGUGAAGUUUGGAGAGUUUGACUGAGAUGAGAUUUGGCGGGUGGCGGAUUUAAAGGCGAGGAGAGGAGCUGAUGGUGAAAACAGGUCUCGGCUGUGUUAAACCCACGCCACGCCCUCUCUCCUCCCUCUCUACGACGCACGCCGCUGGGAGGAGCUGAGUUAGGGAGGGAGGAUACUUACACCGGGCUGCGCCGCUCACCAAAAUACCAAAAUGUGCUCGGGAACGCCUUGUCGGCGCGGCGGACCUGACUGGACAUCAUCAGUGGACUCUCUCAUCAGGAUUUCUUUGCUCAGUUUCUCGUUGGGGGACGUUGUCCAUUUUUUAAACUAGAGGACAGUGUCUCUCUCUCUCUCUCUGUUCAGGAGACGUGUGUAAUGUCAUAUGUCUCCACAGGGGGGCGCUGUUGCAUUCAGCAUCUGCUUCAUUGACGUUUUCCUUGCAGAGGAAGUUCCUCUGUGUCCCACUGAGAAACAGACGCUGUUAGACAUCUAGUUUAUUUUAGACCCAAUUUCAACGUCUAGAUUCUGUUUAUUUUUAGACUGAAUUCAGACGUCGCACUUUAACUAUUCGAUAACUAUCUAUUUCAAAAACCAUCUGAGAGUUUAUACCUGAUCUGCAAGUACUUCACCAAAAUAAUCAUGAUAGUCGUCGAGCAAAAUACAGUUUAGUAAAGAUGGAGACCAGAGUUAGACUUGGUCUAAACUUCGACAUCUGAAACACCUGAUUUUAGAUCAGCCAUCUAGACUACAUGUAGAUGUCUCUUAGACCAAAAAAGGCUCAGUGGGAGGAGUCAAAUGAAGAAAUAGGAAACAAUUCAAAAUAAAAGCCAAUUCAAAAUAAGUCAAUUUCAAAAUAAAAGCCAAUUCAAAAUAAAAGCCAAUUCAAAAUAAAAGCCAAUUCAAAAUAAGUCAAUUUCAAAAUAAAAGUCUAUUAAAAAUAAGUCAAUUUCAAAAUAAAAGCCAAUUCAAAAUAAAAGCCAAUUCAAAAUAAAAGCCAAUUCAAAAUAAGUCAAUUUCAAAAUAAAAGUCAAUCCAAAAUAAAAGUCUAUUCAAAAUAAAAGUCAUUUCAAAAUAAAAGCCCCACAGACCCUGAAGUUUAAUAUUUCUCUUUAACUUGAACGUUGACUUUGAUAAGACGGUAUCUUGAGCCCAGAGUCAGGGAUCCUGUCGUCAGGAUGUAGACUGUCAGAUUCCUCUUCCUCCUGUUUUAGUUUUGACUUCACUCCCUCCAUGUUAACGGGUCGGUUCUGACCCGGGUCUGAAAUCAGCUGUUAAAACAGUUCUCUCUCCUCCAGUUUGGUUCUGGUCUCUCAGUUUUCUUGUUCGGCUUCAUUAUCAAUGAAAAUAUUGAUUAUCAUAGUUGUUGUGGUGGUCCUCACACAGACAUCUAAACUCUCACAUCUGGACAGAGAAAAACAUGAAAACUGAGAAUGAAGAGGAUCUGACUGUGAGCAGUUUUUAGUCAAAGAGACAUCUACAUGUAGUCUAGACGUCUGGACUAAAAUCAGACUACCUCAAAAUGAGAGUUUUUUAGACGUCUAAAUUCAGACCAAGUUAAAUCUCGCCGUCUAACGAGGGUCUGACUGUAUUUAGAGUUUUAGUUCUUAGAGAUCAGUUUUAAAACUCCGUCUGAGUUCAGUCUAAAGAUAAACAGAAUCUAGACGCUGAGAUUAAGUCUAAUCUUAAGUCUGUUUCUCAGUGUCAGCGCUCUCAUGAUUCCAGUUUUUACUCUGAUUAUUAGAUAUUGAUCAAACCGGGUCAACAGCCACUCAAGUGUCUUAAUUUUAAUGAGAACAUUUUUGAAUUUAGUCGUUUUAAUGAUUUUAUUUUGUUGAAAUCGAAGUUCCUGACGAAGUCACAAAGUCGAACACAGAAUCUAGAAUCUAAAGGUCUAUAACGUCAGACUUUUCGGACUGUUUCUCGUCACUCUUGAAUGUUUUUAUCUCUCAUGUUGUCCCUCCAAAAUAAACCUCCCUGACCGUCUCUAA
Molecule: messenger RNA, 5243 nt
Organism: Xyrichtys novacula (pearly razorfish)
Lineage: Eukaryota; Metazoa; Chordata; Actinopteri; Labriformes; Labridae
Source: the annotation of a GenBank genome assembly